Messenger RNA from Parnassius apollo (apollo), 357 nucleotides. The record is from the annotation of a GenBank genome assembly. Lineage: Eukaryota; Metazoa; Arthropoda; Insecta; Lepidoptera; Papilionidae.
AUGGAUAACAGCAAACUCUACAGAAUUAAUUUGACAGAUAAUGUCAUAUCUAAGAAAUCCACGCAUAAAACUUAUGUGACUAUUGUGGCUGCAAUGCAAGCCGAAGAAGCUUCAUCACGGGAUGAAAAUCUUUGCCUAGAUGAAGAACUGAGAUCAUCUACUGCAGCCGCACCUUUAAUAAAAUCUCAUAAAGAAUUAGUGGGUGUUAAUAAUGUACAUCCAGAAAAUGAGAUGAUGCCGGGGGACAUCUAUGAGUGGUACUGCUCUGGUACAUCUUCGUCAACUAGCACAUCUUCAUCGUCAUCAUCUAGUACAUCUUCAGGUAAGGCCUUUUCCACUGAUGAAGCAGAUAACUGA